Messenger RNA from Aedes aegypti (yellow fever mosquito), 850 nucleotides. Its product is annotated as brachyurin. Gene Ontology annotation, biological process: proteolysis. Gene Ontology annotation, molecular function: serine-type endopeptidase activity. The transcript has 3 exons. NCBI's taxonomy places the organism in Eukaryota, Metazoa, Arthropoda, Insecta, Diptera, Culicidae. The record is from RefSeq and is a predicted model, not a curated record. The coding region runs from base 34 to 828 and encodes 264 amino acids.
UUCCGAAAUCAGUUAACUUUCGAAUUUUGGCGAAUGAUGAAUGUGUUUCUGGUUUUAAGUUUACUGAUUACUGCGACAAACGCUGUUUCCACAAGAAUCAGCAAUGGUGAAGUAGCAUCAGCUAGAGACUUUCCCUCUACGGUGGGAAUACUGAUAGAUGGCACUUCAGAUCACUCAUUCUGUGGAGGUAUCUUGAUUUCCACGCGAUUCAUUCUAACUGCCGCUAGAUGUGUCUCAGGGACCAAUACGCUGACGGUUGUACUUGGAGCGAGUGACAUGACCCGGAUUGUUGAGGUCAUCCCGGUACUGAACAUUCCAAUCCACGUCAUAAUCCAUCCGAACUACAGCUCGUUCUUCAAUCGUGACGACAUAGCGAUCGUUCAGCUAUCACGUCCAGCAGUGUUGGGAGACUACGUAGAUGUUGCGCGUCUACCGAGACGAUAUCAUGCGGCGUUCUCUUUCACGGGAUGGAACUCGACGGUCGCCGGAUGGGGAAGUUCUGGAAACCGAGACAACGAACCGCUUCCUCUGCAGCAUCUUCACUUCGCACAUGGGGAGGUGAUCACCAACUUUGUGUGUGGCCUUUCCCAUAGCUUUGUCCGAGAGGGUCACAUUUGUACCACCACUGAAGAGGGUGGUCCGUGUGAUGGUGAUGAAGGUGGUCCAGUAUAUGCAGAGGUCGAUGGAGAGACACUUCUGAUUGGCCUGCAUUCGUUCCACUACAGCGGCAUUCGUGGAUGCGACCGCGGCCGAUCAGCUGUGAACACUCGUGUCACAGAAUACUUGGAUUGGAUUGGACAGAACACUGAUGUAGAAAUAUUAAAUUGAAAAAUUACACUUUUUAUCAUUA